AUGUCCUUUGGCAAGAAGGGUGUUUUUGUCUGCAGUCCACACAGGCUCAUACUUUUUCUCUCAUCACGUGCCUGGCUUGAGCCAGUGGGCUGCUCUGUAACAUGAUCACCAAGGCCAGCCUCCCCACCCACCCAAGUCACCACAGGGUUAGGCGCCAGCACAGCCACAGCGGCUGCCAAGGUAGGUGCUGACAGGGAAGAGAAAGCAGGCUUCAGCUGUGGCCGGGACCUUGGAGGAGCCGGGAAACAGCCCCCUGCGGAGGUGAACGGGAGCUGCUGCGGAGGAGAGCUGUUUGCCAAGAUGAAGGGAGAAGCUGGAAGUAAGCUACAUGAUGAGAAGCCUAAGCAGGAGGGACAUAUCUGGGGCUCCAUGAGGAAGACUGCUUUCAUCCUGGGCUCUGGCCUUCUCUUGCUUGUGGCCUUCUGGAACUCAGUCACAUGGCAUCUUCAGAGAUUUUGGGGUGCUUCUGGCCACUUCUGGCAAGCUGAGUGGGAGAGGUUGCUGUCUACAUUUGAAGGAAAGGAGUGGAUCCUUUUCAUAAUAGCUGCCACCCAGGUGCCCAGUUUGUGCUUCUGGGGCUUAAAUGGGCUUCUACUGGUGGUUGACACAACUGGGAAACCCAACUUCAUCGCCCGCUACCGAAUUCAGGUUGGCAAGAAUGAACCGGUGGACCCUGUGAAACUACGCCAGUCCAUCCGUACGGUUCUCUUCAACCAGUUCAUGAUCUCUCUCCCCAUCGUGGUCUUCCUCUAUCUCCUCCUCAAGUUGUGGGGAGACCCCUGCCGCCGAGAGCUGCCCACUUUCCACUGGUUCCUCCUGGAGCUGGCCAUCUUCACUCUGAUCGAGGAGGUCAUGUUCUACUACUCACACCGGCUCCUUCACCACCCAGCAUUCUAUAAGAAAAUCCAUAAGAAACACCACGAGUGGACAGCCCCCAUUGGCGUGAUCUCGCUCUACGCCCACCCUGUCGAGCACGUGGUCUCCAACAUGCUGCCGGUGAUAGUGGGUCCCAUAGUAAUGGGCUCCCACUUAUCCUCCAUCACCAUGUGGUUUUCCUUGGCCCUCGUCGUCACUUCCAUCUCCCACUGCGGCUACCACCUGCCCUUCCUGCCCUCACCUGAAUUCCAUGACUACCACCAUCUCAAGUUCAACCAGUGCUACGGGGUGCUGGGGGUGCUGGACCACCUCCACGGGACUGACACUUUGUUUAAGCAGACCAAGGCCUAUGAGAGACACAUCCUCCUGUUAGGCUUCACCCCACUCUCCGAGAGCAUCCCCGACCCCCCGAAGAUGGAGUGAGGGAGGGUGAAGAUGGAAUGAGGGAGGGUCGGAGUGCCAUCCUGGCUGUCCCCUCAGCAGGGGACUGCUAAGGUAGCCUGAGGCUUCCUGUCCGCUCUUAACGACUUGCUCCUUCAGCCACGCACUCUAAUGACAGCACCGCACUCUAAUGACAGCACCGAGGGCAGGGGGGAGGUUGGCUUCCAGGAAAUUCAGGGCCAAGGAUGGGGCCAGGGCUCCCCCAACUUUCCCUGUUGUCCCUCAAGGGGACCAUGAGUUGGCUUAAGGAAGAGGAAACAAACAGCUCCCCAGAAUGGAGACCAGAGGGAAGAAACCUCCUGGCAAGUCCCCAUGGUCCUCUGCUGUAAAAGGGAGGGGGGACCCCAGGUGACUCCUUGUGGAGGCAAGAUGUAGAGAAUGACAGAAGUGGCAGCGAGACUAGAGGUUACAUGGCUCCAGAGAGCUACUUCUGGUGCCGGGUGGGGGUUGGGGGAAGAGCAGAACACAUCACUUUACAAACCCCUCCUGCCCCAAAAGGCUUUUCUCACACCCUACACUCAGGCCAGGGCCUGGACACCUGGCUAAUAGUCAUGGGGGCCAAGUCCCCAUUGCCCACCCACCACAGAGAGAGACAAAGGCUCCAUUUGAAUUAGUAUGACCCACUGCAAACAUCGCCUCUCUGAAAAAACACCAAUUACAGGAGUUACUGCCUGGAUUACAACUGAGCUACCAAGGAAGUGCAGGCUUCCAUACACGGGAACCGAAGGCCAAACCCUGUGGGCCUGCUAAGCUGGGAGCCCUUUUAUCCAGAGGGAAGGGUCAGAGCUAUUGACCUUUGGGGACACUCAACUGAGGCCCCCAACUAGCCUCUCUGAAGCAAGACUAGAGGCUAGCACCCUCUUCCUCCUAUGAGAAGGCAAGGAAAACUUGGCAAAGGGCCAAAUCCUCAUUUCCCCCCAAAUGAUUAGUCACUUGUUUCAAUACCAUUUAUUCAGGAUGAUUUUAGCAAUGCUGCCUUUCCAAAUGAGAAACCUUACCUAAAAUAAAACCAGAGCUGCUAGGGUUGAAUCAGUCCCCACCCUGGCCUUCCCUCAGCAGCCACUGGCAUUGCCAGGAUCCCUGUGGCUCCUGAGGACAAUUUGAAGGCCACCGUCAUCAGUUACUAAAUUCUUUAUGUAUACUUGGGCCUAUUCCUGAACUUUCAGUUUUCUUAUGUCAUGAUAAGAAUCCACUGUAGUUUGAACAUAAUACUUUAACAUUUGAUAUUGCCAAGUCUCCAGGCAGAACCAUCAAAAAGGACUUCUUCCCAUUAGCCCUAGGACCGCAGAGGACCUGCCCAAUAGGCCGACUGGGAGCUUACCAGGCAGCGUCCUCCUUGGCCUUCCAAAGCCCCACCUUUGGUGUUGGUGGACCUGGCCCCUCCCUAGGACGGCCUGUGCCCUUAGCUUGAAGUACAAAUUCCAGUAUAUCGAUGCUCUAAGUUAUGACAGCUGCUGGCUUGCAUCCACAACCUGUUCCUACAAAUACAUUUGGACAAUAGCCCAUCUUCAGUACACUUAAGGGUAGAAAAUGAGGAGCUCAGAGAAAGAGGAGGAAUGACAACACUUUCCCUUUAAGGUCUUUAGAUGUUGAAGUUACUGCAGGGGACCUAGGGGAACAAGAGGCUGUCCGCUCACCUCUUCUAGGCUCACCUCUUCUAGCAGGCGGGUGGUGGGGCCCUGGCAGAGGGGCCCAGUCCUUCCCUCUUCUGCAUCAAACAGAAUUGUUCUGAGUUUGGUAAACAAAUAAGGCCUAGAAAAGGGUGAGGUCUCAAAUCCCCAGCCGAAAGAAAUGUGCAUGUCAAGGGAGGAAGCAUGGAAAAUAAAAUGGCCUCCUUUUAACUCCA
This is a messenger RNA of Rhinolophus ferrumequinum (greater horseshoe bat), 3163 nucleotides long. RefSeq names its product fatty acid hydroxylase domain containing 2 (gene FAXDC2). Gene Ontology annotation, molecular function: iron ion binding; C-4 methylsterol oxidase activity. The record is from RefSeq and is a predicted model, not a curated record. The transcript is spliced from 9 exons. Gene Ontology annotation, biological process: sterol biosynthetic process. Lineage: Eukaryota; Metazoa; Chordata; Mammalia; Chiroptera; Rhinolophidae.